AUGGAGUGGGUACUCUACUACUAUACUCCAUCCACUGCUGCUGCAGUCAUAUUUGUUGUCCUGUUUGGCCUCAGCACUGUGUACCAUUUCUACCAGUUGCUUAGUACGAAGACUUGGUUUAUGAUUCCCUUUUUGAUUGGCGGCAUUCUUGAGACUGUCGGUUACAUUGGUCGUUUACUCUCAGCUCUCCAAGCACCGAAUUACUCGACGGGUGCAUAUGCCAUGCAAAGUUCCCUCACCCUGAUCGCGCCAGCCUUUUUCGCUGCUAGCAUAUACAUGGAGUUCGGUCGAAUAAUCACAAUGCUGCACGCAGAGAAUAACUCAAUAGUUCGGACGCGAUGGUUGACCAGGAUCUUCGUCGCCGGGGACGUUUUGUCGUUUUUGAUGCAGGCCUCCGGCGCUGGCCUCAUGGUCUCGGAUUCCACCAACCCGUCAAGUGGAGAGCACAUCAUCAUUGGCGGUCUUUUCGUCCAAAUCAUCUUUUUUGGCUUCUUCAUGAUCACCACCUCAAUCUUCCAGCUGCGCAUCGAUAGAAAACCUACCGCCAUCUCGAUCGAGUUGUCAUCCACAUGGCAUAAGCAUAUGUUUGCUUUGUAUGCGACUAGCACCCUCAUCCUGAUACGGUCGGUGGUGCGGGUAGUGGAAUACCUUGAAGGAUAUGACGGGUUUUUGAUGACACAUGAGGUUUUCAUUUAUGUCUUUGAUGCCUUGUUGAUGUGGACUACCAUGAUUAUCAUGCACAUCAUCCAUCCAAGCCAGAUCAAUUGUUUGAUUGGCCGUGGCGAAAUGUUCUUUCAGAAGGGUUUUCAGGUACAAAAGGUUGGUUUUACCUCAACAUUGGAGUUGCAAAACUCUGCGUAA
Talaromyces atroroseus is the source of this 861-nucleotide messenger RNA. RefSeq lists its product as hypothetical. Gene Ontology annotation, cellular component: membrane. The transcript is spliced from 3 exons. Lineage: Eukaryota; Fungi; Ascomycota; Eurotiomycetes; Eurotiales; Trichocomaceae. The record is from RefSeq and is a predicted model, not a curated record. The coding region runs from base 1 to 861 and encodes 286 amino acids.